Messenger RNA from Bactrocera tryoni, 801 nucleotides. RefSeq lists its product as uncharacterized. NCBI's taxonomy places the organism in Eukaryota, Metazoa, Arthropoda, Insecta, Diptera, Tephritidae. The transcript has 2 exons. The record is from RefSeq and is a predicted model, not a curated record. The coding region runs from base 1 to 801 and encodes 266 amino acids.
AUGGCAACGAAAUUAUUAACUUUACUCGUUUCCACUUUUCUAUUGCUGACUUUGAUCAGCAGCAACAUCAACGUGAUUGCAGAAGAGACAGAAGCUGAUGCCGUUGACGAUUUGAACUCAGCAAAUUUGAAUGAUAAAGCUAAUGGAGUUCUUCAUGAUCCUAUUGAUGAGGAAGAAAGUGAUGAAGACAGCGAUGAAGCAGACGACGAAAAUGAUAGCGAAGAGAUCGAAAAUAAAAAUAAAGAUAAAAAAGAAACCCGCAAAGAGUCGAGUACAAGCAAAAGUGAAGCAGAUGGCGAAGAAUUGAAGGAAGCUGUAGCUAAAGAAAAUGUCGAUAACUCACAAGAUAAGAGAGGUAAAAAUGGCGGCAAUCGCAAAAGAAAACGUAAUAACUUGAGAAAUCGUAAAAGAAAACAAGCAAUUGCCGAAGCUAAUCUCCAAGAGCUUCCUUUGUUGGAAAAUGUGAAAGAGGAAAAAGAAGCGAUCAGUGAAGCAGAACCAACAACAGAAAGUAUCCAAGAUCAAGCGACUAGUACCGAAACUGUGACGGAAGAAUUGAAAGACAUUAAACGGGAGUCUGAAGAAAAUAAAAACCAGAAAAAGCGUGGAUCGACUACUAAGAAACCGAGUACCAGGAAACCUAAAAAGAAAUCUGCAAAACGCAGUACUAAAAAAUUCAAGGUCACUGGAAUACCGUUUCCGAAAAAUAACAAAGGUAAAGCGGUAAAUGGUAAAAAGAGGCAAAGGCAGAAGCAGAAGGGACGAGGUAGACGAAGACCGAAGUUCGGAAAGAGCCUCUAA